AUGGCAGCAACAAAAACAUCAUCAAAAACAACAACGUUUUUGCCAUUGUUGUUCUUCUUCUUCUCUUUUCUCCUUAACCUCUCCGAAUCUAGACUCACCUUAGACUACUACAAACAAACAUGUCCACAAUUCGAACAAAUCGUCCAACAAACAGUAACCUCAAAACAGAUCCAAUCACCAACAACCGCCGCCGCCACACUCCGUCUCUUCCUCCACGACUGCCUCCUCCCUAACGGCUGCGACGCCUCCGUCCUCCUCUCCUCAACCCCCUUCAACAAAGCUGAACGCGACAACGACAUCAACCUCUCUCUCCCCGGCGACGCCUUCGAUCUCAUCGUACGCAUCAAAACCGCCCUCGAAUUCUCAUGUCCCAACACCGUCUCUUGUUCCGACAUCCUCUCCACCGCCACACGCGACCUCUUAAUCAUGCUCGGUGGUCCCCACUACAACGUCUACCUCGGCCGCCGCGACGGCCGAGCCUCCGCCUCCCCCUCCGUCAACGGCCAUCUCCCUAAACCAUCAAUGCCAAUGUCACAAAUCAUCGAAAUCUUCACCAAACGCGGCUUCACCGUCGAAGAAAUGGUAGCACUUUCCGGUGCUCACACAGUCGGAUUCUCUCACUGUUCAGAAUUCUCUUCCGAAAUAUACAACAAUUCAUCCUCUCCAAGUUCAUACAAUCCUCGUUUUGCUGAAGCCUUACGAAAUGCUUGCCGUGAUUAUCAAAAGAAUCCAACUUUAUCGAUUUUCAACGAUGUUAUGACACCAAACAAGUUCGAUAAUGUUUAUUUUCAGAAUCUUCCAAAAGGUUUAGGGGUUUUGAAAUCGGAUCAUGGUUUGUUCAGUGACCCAUUAACGAAACCGUUUGUGGAAACUUUUGCUGCGGAUGAAGAUAGAUUCUUUAAGGUUUUUGCUUCUUCAAUGCAGAAGCUUAGUCUUUUGGGUGUGAAAACUGGUAGGAGAGGUGAGAUCAGAAGAAGAUGCGAUCAGAUUAAUUGA
Molecule: messenger RNA, 996 nt
Organism: Lathyrus sativus (Indian pea)
Lineage: Eukaryota; Viridiplantae; Streptophyta; Magnoliopsida; Fabales; Fabaceae
Source: the annotation of a GenBank genome assembly